AUGCUUGCCAGGGCACACUCUCUUUCCCUCCUCGCAGCCAUUGUCGCCUCCGGCGACCUAGCGACGGCUAUUCCACUCGAGUCAUCGCCGGCCGCUCUUACCACCCGAGACCUGCCCCGCCCACGCUUCGGAAGCGUCCCGUACGGCGUCGACAUCACUCACUGCACCGUCAACGGCAAGCUCGCUCUCAGCUUCGACGAUGGCCCCGGAGAAUACACCAGUGAGGUCCUAGACACGUUGGAGAAGAACGGCAACAUCAAGGCCACCUUUUUCCUCGUUGGCACCAACGGCGACAGCGGCAUCGCCAGUGGAACCUACACCUCCGAUCUGAAGCGCAUGUUGAGCGCCGGCCACCAGCUUGGUAGCCACUCCUGGAGCCAUAAGGACUUCACCACUAUCUCCAAAGACGAAAAGAUCCAGGAGGUCCUCCGGAACGAGGAAGUCUUUGCCGAGACCCUCGGUCUCAUUCCCACCUACUUCCGCCCGCCUUACACUCACUGUGAUAGUGAGUGUAUAUCCACGCUCAACGACCUGGCAUACCAUGUUACCGAUUAUAACCUCGACACCAAGGACUGGGUAGACAAUGGCGUCAACUCAAAGGCUAUUUUCUCCGGCGCUCUCAAUUCAGCCACCCCCGCCAGCUCCUCUUUCAUCAGCUUGGCCCACGACAUCCACGUUUUCACCGUCAAUGGCUUCGUGCAGUACAUGAUUGAUGUGGCAAAGGAGAAGGGCUUCGAGUUCACCACCAUUGGCGAGUGCCUCGGCGACCCGGCCUCGAACUGGUACCGCGACCCAAAGACCGGCGAGCCGUGGAGCGGAGUGAAGGAGGAGCCCAAGCCCACGACGACCAGCAGCAAGGAAGUCAUCGUUCCCACGACGACAUCGACAUCCAUCUCUAGCACAACGUCGGCGGCGGAGACUAAGACCUCCGCGGCGAGCUCCGAGUCCGAGACCGUCAAUAGCGCGUCUGAGACUAAGGAGCCCGAGAGCGAGACUGCCACGCCCACCGCCACCGCGACCGCCACCGCCGUUAGGCCUUCUAAUACUGCCUCCAAGACUGUUGACGGCGGUGCCAACAUUGGUAUCCCGGUGCCGCCUACCAGCACCACCACUUCUGUGAGACCUACCAGCACCAAUACCGUCGUCGAUGUCAACGCCGCUGGUCGCGCUGUCUUCUCUGUCGGUGGCGCUCUCGCCGGUGCUGUUGCAAUGGUGUUGAUGAUUUAA
Molecule: messenger RNA, 1227 nt
Organism: Colletotrichum orchidophilum
Lineage: Eukaryota; Fungi; Ascomycota; Sordariomycetes; Glomerellales; Glomerellaceae
Product: chitin deacetylase
Exons: 2
Coding region: 1-1227 (408 amino acids)
Biological process (GO): carbohydrate metabolic process
Molecular function (GO): hydrolase activity, acting on carbon-nitrogen (but not peptide) bonds
Source: RefSeq, a predicted model, not a curated record